CGCGGCGUGGGGUGAGGAGUGUGGCCGGGGGGAACAGGCGUGGUAUCACACGUGAAGGCGCUUUCCCAGCCUUGACUCAGAUCCGGGAGGAGAGCGACAUCCGCGUAGAGGCGAAGCCUGCGCGUUCCUGACCCUCCGAUUUAACUUUUCUUGGAACGGGCUAGGACGAAUUCGGACUUUAACGCGACACUGGGCCAUUGGCGUGGUUUUGCUGCUACCAGAGUGAGAACAUUUAGCCUCACCUCCCUCCCUGAACUCAGCAUGGAUGAUAAGUCAGAAAACUGUAAGGUUCCAGAAGAUCUGUUCAAUGGUUUGAAAGUUACAGAGUCUCCGGAAGCAGAGUCAGCCUGCCCCCAGGUUUCUGAUCCCAAGGGUCAGCCUUCCCAGAGCAAACUACCGAAGGAUGAUAGUGCCCAUCCGCAGGAGGACCGUGGAGAAGAGGAGUGUUUUCAUGACUGCAGUGCCUCAUUCGACGAGGAGCAGCCCGGGGCACACAUGGUGGGGGACAAAGCUACUGAUGAUUCUAGUUCUGAACUCGAUGAGGAAUACCUAAUUGAACUGGAAAAAAACAUGCCAGAAGAAGAGAAACAGAAAAGAAGAAAAGAGAGCGCUAAACUGAAGGAGGAGGGGAACGAACAGUUUAAGAGAGGAGAUUACAUAGAAGCUGAGAGUUCUUACAGUCAAGCCCUUCAGAUGUGCCCAUCCUGUUUCCAGACAGAUCGGUCGGUUCUGUUUUCAAAUAGAGCUGCUGCAAGGAUGAAACAGGACAAGAAGGAAAUGGCCAUCAGUGACUGCAGCAAAGCAAUUCAGUUAAACCCCAGCUACAUCCGUGCAAUAUUGAGGAGAGCGGAGUUGUAUGAGAAAACAGACAAACUAGAUGAAGCACUGGAAGAUUAUAAAUUGAUAUUAGAAAAAGAUCCAUCGGUACAUCAAGCAAGAGAAGCUUGUAUGAGAUUACCUAAGCAAAUUGAAGAACGUAAUGAAAGAUUAAAAGAAGAGAUGUUAGGUAAACUAAAAGAUCUUGGCAACUUGGUUCUGCGACCUUUUGGGCUCUCUACAGAAAAUUUCCAGAUCAAGCAGGAUUCUUCUACUGGCUCCUACUCCAUCAAUUUUGUUCAAAAUCCAAAUAAUAAUAGAUAACAGACAUAACAGUAGUCGUAAAGGCUGACUGGGAGGCCAUGAACUGUUCACAAGGGGCAAGACCCUGCCAGUGUUUAAUGUUUAAAAGCAUCUUACCCAAAAAAGGCUGUGUAGUAGAGCCCGAGCCACCUUCUUGCUCUUAUUUUAUGAUCAGGGUGGAAUGUGCCUCCUGGUGUAAUGAGCCUCGUUAUUUCCAUUUUAAGGUGGUGUCUGUGCAGCUGCUGUCCCUGGUUUUGGCUGGUUUGAGGUUUUGUUUGUUUUGUUGUUUUGUUUUUUUCUGGUGUUUUUGGCCUGGGAGAAGCCUGCUUGUCAAGGCUGACCUCUUAGAGCCACACAAAUGUGCUAGCCAGCAAAAGCCUCUCCCUAACCAUGCAAGCCUGUCAGUUGGGUGAUGACCAUACUUGCUGGACAGAGUCCCCUCCUGCUGCCCCUCCCUGCUCAUACUCUUUCAGAGGCUGCACUAUAGGGGCUUCAGCAUUCCUGAGUUCCUCUGUGUUAAUAAAAGCUUUCUGUGACAGUUGGGAA
Messenger RNA from Microtus ochrogaster (prairie vole), 1665 nucleotides. RefSeq names its product tetratricopeptide repeat domain 1 (gene Ttc1). Lineage: Eukaryota; Metazoa; Chordata; Mammalia; Rodentia; Cricetidae. Gene Ontology annotation, molecular function: protein binding. The record is from RefSeq and is a predicted model, not a curated record.